CGUUUCAUAAGCUGGCGCAUGCGCGCGUCGCAAUCUAUCUGCUGUCAAAUCAGCUGUUGUACACAACUUUGUCGUCAAAUUGGACGUUUUUCAAAAUGUUUUGCACGAACCACGCGCUCCGCAGCCUCAAACCCUCCAAUGCUGAAUGAAACUGCGCUCGAAUCGCAAUUAAUAAUUCACCGAACCCCGCACAAACAACCCGGGUUCCGGUUUUCCUAAUUUUCGGUGUCCGUCCAGUGUGUUCAUGUGCGCUUAUCCAAUUCCGUGAGGAACAACAAGAACAAUUGUGUGUUUCGUGUGUGAAAAGCGACGGGACGUGACCGUGAAUGUGGAAGGAGCGGGUGAAAAACACGUCGGAAAUUGGAGGGUAGGCGACCGAAAGUCUGACGCCUGAAUGUCUAUUACCAUAGCAACCCGUCUUUUCCGGGAUGAAAUGAGGCUGGGCACAGUGCAGUUUGGCGGAGCGAAUGCCCCAUCAUGGACCGAACGGACGGGACUGAUGUCUGCCAGUUCUUGAAGUGCAAGUCCAAAGACAAAGCCGGUUCGGUCGAUGGAAAUCCGGAGGACGAGGGUGCCGCGACAGAGCAAGUGACAAAUGGGGGUGACGAGACGGGGCCGUGUGGCGACGUCGACGAAGAGUCGAAUUAUGUGGAGGUCGAAGAUGCGACAGACGCUGGUGACGGUGAUGAUGAGUGUGUGGAUAUUGUUGGUGAGGUGAGGAAAGAGAUUUUCGCCAAGGAGGACGACGACGGGCAUUGGUUGCUUAGGUGGAAUUUUCAGAAGCAGCACGAGGGUGAUUUUAUAGCGCUCUGCUAUGAAGAUAGCAAUUGUGUGGAAGAGUGUCUCGCUAGACAAGAGGUUAAUGGUCAGGAACAAAGCACGAUGUGGCUUCUGGACAUCCCCCAGCAUAAUGACUGCGAAAAGCUGUUGUGCUUUCGCUACUACGAUGGAGGAACGUUGGAUUACCUAGCUCAAAGCGACAAACUAAUCAUCAAACGACCCAGUGAUAAACUCAAAAAACUGAUCAAAGUCAAGCAGAAGAACAAAUACAAUGGUAUCGAGAACGACGCCUUCCAGGACGAGCCUGAUAUGCCACACCUCAAAAGCCCCGGUUCAGUUGAAGACCUCAACGCCGACAAGGAUCAAAUCUUGUCAGGUGUCAAGAAAAAACAGCUCAAUGGUAUGAUAACCUCGGAGAGCACAGAAUCAAUAGGUGGUACCAAGAAAAAGAUCCGCUCCAAAGCCAAGUCGCCGAACAAAGAGUACUACCAAAUCUGGACGGCUUAUAGUCCGACGGACGACGAAACCAAAGACAUAACUUGCAUGGAUUUUGCCGAAAACGCUCCACCAUUGCCUCCGCGCACGCUACAUAGACCUUUAGAGCGAUCGCACGCUUUGAGCGAUAGUUUCAAGCCUCCAGUCCACAGGCAGAACAAACCAAGGGCCAUGCAAAAGCUGGAGGACACGUUCGGCUUCGAACUAAUCGACACCGAUGAAGACUACAAGUCGUACAGCACAGCUUCCACUGCCAGCUCUCUUUCGGACGUAGACGUUAACGCCACUCCAACACAUAAGAUUAAAGCCGCAUUUUUAGAUAACAGUAAGAAAAUCGGAAGUGACAACUACGUGACGACGGUGCUGAGUAAAGCAGAUGCUCAGUUCCCUCCUCACCUACCCUUAGAAAACAAGGAUAGUCAAAGUUCCAUUUCCACGCAAAGCAGUUCGUCCGCCGACGUGGUCGACGGCGAAGUCAACGAGAGUUUGACCUUAAAACCGCACAAACCUCUGACCAGGACACCGGAGUCCGAGGACCAGUCACCGGAAGAGGCGUGCUGCUCGAACGUUCCCCAAACUCCGUUACACCAAAGAAAAGCGAUUGCGGCAAAGAACCCGGCCGUAAUUCGUCCCCAUCCCAAGGCGUUGGCGAGAGUCGCCGGCCUAACCUGCGCCACUCCCGUCUGUCCCCCAACUCCGACCCAUCAUUCCAGGAAAGCCCGGUACAACACGGAGUUGAAGCCGCCAAACUUAAAAGGCGACGCGUAUCCGGACUUCCCGUUGGAGGGCCAGGAAAUACUGCCGCCGCCCGAGGUAAAACAGGCGGACAUCCGACCAAUCGAAACGUUGGACUGGUCUAGCUGCAACGGCGCCUCGGAAGGUGAGGCGGCGGCGAACCAGGCCAAGGACAAUCCACACCUCAGCAUCAUUGCUAUGUCUGAGCUGAGGAACAUAGACACGCGAAGUCCCGAAGUGAGGAGUAACGAUCUGAUCAGCAAAACGAGCUUGACUUUGAGACCGAGGAAUGCGGAGGCGGAGGGUGCGAGCGGUGGUGUUCCAUUGCCAUUGCAAAGGUUGAGUACCGCCAGACUUCCGUCCAUACCCGAACGAGGCCAUAGGAUACUGGCGGUACCGGAACUGCCUGGGGAACAUGAGAAUCCACUUCCACCAUCUUGGGAAGCGAGGAUGGAUAGUCACGGAAGGGUGUUUUACAUCGACCACGCGACCAGAACGACGUCUUGGACGAGACCGGGUUGCUCGGCUUUGCCUGGAGUUAGUGGCAUUGGGGCGGAGCAACACAGACGGCAAUUGGACAGACGGUACCAAAGUAUACGAAGGACCAUCAGUUCCAACAGGCUGGACCAACUGGACAAUAGUACCGCACCUGGUUGUAAGUUGUUAACCAGGCCGGAUUUUUUCACCGUUCUUCACAUGAACCAAGAAGCCUUAUCUUUAUACAACAAAAAUUCGACUUUAAAACACAUGAUUGUCAGAAUUCGUAGGGAUCCCCUUAUGUUUGAAAAGUACCAGCAUAACAAAGAUUUGGUGGCACUCGUUAACUUAUUUGCUGAUCCCUCUUUGGACUUACCAGUCGGCUGGGACACAAAGAAAGACAGGAACGAUAAACAAUUCUUUAUUGACCAUACUAACAAACGUACCACUUAUAUGGAUCCUCGAGUACCGACCGAGACUUUAAGCUACUCCAGGAGAAUGUCCAUAGAAGCUCCAAAACCUCCACCGAGGUCGGCUAGCUUCGUGACGAAUCCCAGUCCGAUGCCAGAACUCCCUGUCGCCUACAACGACAAAGUUGUGGCGUUCUUGCGACAGCCCAACAUCUACGAAAUCCUGAAGGAGAGACACGCUCCCAUCAGCACCUCGCAGUCCCUAAGGGACAAGGUGAACGCGGUCAGAGUAGAUGGUACCACCGCUUUGGACAAGUUCAGUCACGACAUUCAUUUGACCAUUCUUCUGAGCCUCUUCGAGCAGGAGAUUAUGUCUUAUGUCCCUGCGGUGGAGACGAGGUCGGCCGCGAACAGCACCAGGAGUCCACGCGGUUCGCCGGCGCCGUCUCCGAUUGCCUCGCCGGGCAUGGGACGGCACCGGGUCCAAGCGCCGCACAAACGCGACUUCGAGGCCAAACUCAGGAACUUCUACCGCAAGCUCGAGAGCAAAGGAUACGGACAGGGACCCGGAAAAUUCAAGUUACACAUACGAAGAGACCACUUGCUGGAGGACGCCUUCAGAAGAAUUAUGUCGGCGAACAAAAAGGAACUGCAGAAGGGCAAGCUGUGCGUAGUUUGGGACAACGAGGAGGGGUUGGAUUACGGCGGUCCGUCCAGAGAGUUUUUCUUCCUUAUCUCUAGAGAACUUUUUAAUCCUUAUUACGGGCUUUUCGAAUAUUCAGCCAAUGAUACUUACACAGUCCAGAUUUCGCCGAUGUCCGCCUUCGUUGACAACUACCACGACUGGUUCAGGUUUAGUGGCAGAGUGUUGGGUUUGGCCUUGGUGCAUCAGUAUCUUCUGGACGCUUUCUUUACCAGGCCAUUUUAUAAAGCUUUACUGCGACUACCUGUGGCUUUAUCCGAUUUGGAAAGUCUAGACUUCGAGUUCCAUCAAUCGUUGCAGUGGAUUCGUGAACACGACGUUUCGAAUCAGGGCGAACUGGAGUUGACUUUCGCCGUUACCGAGGAAGUUUUCGGUCAAGUUUUGGAACGAGAAUUGAAACCAGGCGGCCGAAAUGUACCAGUUACAGAAAAGAACAAAAAGGAGUACUUGGAGAGGAUAGUGCGAUGGAGGUUGGAACGAGGAGUCGCCGAGCAAACUGAAUCGCUAGUAAGAGGCUUUUAUGAAGUGGUGGACCCUCGUCUCGUAAGCGUCUUCGACGCCAGAGAGUUGGAACUGGUGAUCGCCGGAACGGCUGAAAUCGACCUGAUGGACUGGAGGCAACACACCGAAUACAGGGGCGGCUACCACGACCAACAUCCGGUCGUGGUGUGGUUCUGGCAAGCCAUCGAAAGAUUUACCAAUGAACAAAGGCUAAGGCUGCUCCAAUUCGUGACCGGAACGUCCAGCAUCCCGUUCGAGGGCUUUUCGGCCCUGAGGGGUUCGAUAGGUCCGCGCAAGUUCUGCAUUGAAAAGUGGGGCAAACCGAACAGUCUUCCCAGGGCACACACGUGCUUCAAUCGUCUGGACUUGCCCCCUUAUCCCACCUCGGAAGUGUUGUACGAAAAACUUCUUUUGGCAGUGGAGGAGACCAACACGUUUGGCAUUGAGUAAACGGACUGUCGGUCAGAAACAGGGUUGUUGUGGCUCCCCGUGCGAUUUUGUGUAAUUUUGUACUUAUUCAGUUUUGAGGCUGAUUGUUGUUUUUUAUGAAGUUGUUGCUUUCAGACGAGUUAAUAUUUAAAUUGUUUGAGAGUUGUUCCUGUGUUUGUUUUUCGUGUAGUUAUGUUGUUUAGCCAGUAUUUUAAAUACUAGUUGCUACUUAUGUAACAUAUCUGGGCAGAUUUUCGAUAUGUUUUUUUUAUGAAACUGAGAUUAUGUAUUACAAAGUUACAUUUAUCACAGAUGUAAUUUUAAAACUUACCAAAUAAUUUGUACAGAAUGUUAAUGAUUUUAGUUAGGGUGUGUAUAUAAUAUAUUUAUUAUCGUGCGAUCAUUAGUCAUAUUUAAUAACGUCUAUUUUUUUAAACUAACAAAAUUAUUAUUACUGUUUCUGAUAUACUAAAAUUAAAUUAUUUUAUAAUGAUUAAUGUAAGAUAGAUUUUGAUAUUUGUUUAAUUGUUUGUUGUCGAGCAGUUACCAAUGAUUAGAAAAUUAUUAGUUGGGUUUUUACAAAAAGUCUUUUUUCCUUAUUUUCAAACAAGUCCGAUCGCGAAAGAAGUUUUUGUAAAAUCCUAGUAUGCAAGUUUUGAUAAUAAUAAUACUGUUGUGAUGUAUUUAAUUCUAGUCAGUAAAUAUAAAAUUCUUAUAUCAAUUUUAUAUAAUUAAAUGCACAAAACGUGUAUGUUUUAAGCUGCGUCAAUAUAUUUAGAUUAAUUUAUUUAUGUGUGAAACCGUUUCAAACGCAAAUUUGAUUGUAACAUUCCAGAAAAUACAUAUUUGUUAUGAAAA
Aethina tumida (small hive beetle) is the source of this 5388-nucleotide messenger RNA. Its product is annotated as E3 ubiquitin-protein ligase HECW2-like. Gene Ontology annotation, molecular function: protein binding; ubiquitin-protein transferase activity. Gene Ontology annotation, biological process: regulation of dendrite morphogenesis. Lineage: Eukaryota; Metazoa; Arthropoda; Insecta; Coleoptera; Nitidulidae. The transcript is spliced from 12 exons. The record is from RefSeq and is a predicted model, not a curated record. Bases 478 to 4551 code for a protein of 1357 amino acids.